AUGUCCCAAAAAGAAAGAUAUUUUACUAAUCCUUUUCAAGAUUAUUGUGAAAAUGUACACGGACCAACAGAGAAGGAUUUGAUUCCGCGAGUGACAGUGUUAGAUUUGAUAAAGAAAUACGUUAAACUUAUCUUAACCAAUGCCGGUGCAGAGCGCGAAGAUUUGUACGUGGGUGAAGCAGGAAUCGCAUUUAUGUUCUGGAGGCUCUCCCGGUCAAAUGAAACGAAACGCCUGUUCCCUUGCUUAGAAUAUGCUUUAAAAUAUAUUUCCCAUGCGAAGGAACUUGCCUCGGCUUUGCCAAAGGCAAGCAGCUCCAAAAGUCGGGUAGCGUUUUUGUGCGGAAAUGCGGGAAUAGCCGCUGUUUCAGCUGUCAUUUCAUACGACAUGGGAAAAGAGCAGAUCUUGCAGAAGGACAUAGAUGAGUUUCUGAAAGGCUACCCCGCGUGUGCCAAACCCGAUGCGAGCAUUGCGGAUGAGGUGCUGGUAGGAAGAGCUGGUUACCUUCACGGCGUUUAUUGGCUGAAUCAAUGUAUUGAACCAAAACCAAUCCAACGGAAUGUAAUAGAAGACAUCUGCGAGGCACUUCUUAAGCGUGGUCGAACCUACGCCAAGGCAAUCAAACACACAUCGCCGUUAAUGUACGAAUAUCACGGUAAAGAAUACCUCGGAGCGGCCCAUGGAGUCAGUGCCAUUUUACAUGCUCUACUAGAUUCCCCUUGGUUUUGUGAAAAUGAAACGGGACAUUACAAUAUUUCAACAUCGAGGCAAGCCGAUAUCAAGAAUACACUUGACAGCAUAUUAUCGCUGCUUACUAAGGAUGGCGAUUUGCCAACGAGGUUUGAUUCGGAUAGAAUGCUCGUACACUGGUGCCAUGGUUCCGGUGGUGCAAUCUAUCUCUUUGCGAAAGCAUACCUUAUUUACAAGGAGGAAAAAUAUCUCAAGGCAUGUCGGAAGCUGGCCGAUCGUAUCUGGCAACGUGGCUUACUGCGUAAAGGACCGAAAAUUUGCCACGGGGUGUGCGGGAACGGAUACGCUUUUCUUCUGAUGUAUCGCUUAACCUUGGAAAAGUUGUACUUGUACCGUGCCGCAAGGUUUGUAGAGUUUCUAACGACGGAUAUUUUUUCGAAACACUUGCUCACACCAGAUCGACCGUUCAGUCUGUACGAAGGAUUAGCCGGUGCCGUUUGUUACCUGGUAGAUGUGUUAGAUCCGUUGAGUGCUUCCUUCCCGUUCAUGGAUGUAUUCGAGUUUAAAUUUUAAAUAGCUGGUUUAUCUUAAACUAAAUUUAAAAAAAUGUAAUAUACAGUGGUUUAGAAAUUG
Messenger RNA from Anopheles coustani, 1320 nucleotides. Its product is annotated as lanC-like protein 3 homolog. The coding region runs from base 1 to 1260 and encodes 419 amino acids. Gene Ontology annotation, cellular component: plasma membrane. Gene Ontology annotation, biological process: carbohydrate metabolic process; peptide modification. The transcript has 2 exons. NCBI's taxonomy places the organism in Eukaryota, Metazoa, Arthropoda, Insecta, Diptera, Culicidae. The record is from RefSeq and is a predicted model, not a curated record.